UCCCCAUAAAUCCCCAGCCUGCUGUCCUCCGGCUUCAGAGAGAUAGCGAGGUCAAACCCCUCACAUAACUAAAAACACUUUAUAACCAUAUCUUGCUUUUGCAUCCACCUUUGGGUGCAACUGCUGCAUGAUUAAGAACAUGUCACCACCUGAGAAUGAGUUUGACAUACCGGCCAAGAAUUGCCACAGGAUGGUGAUUCUGGGUUCCACUAAAGUUGGGAAGACAGCCAUCAUCUCUAGGUUUCUGAACGAGAGAGUUGAAGAUCAGUACACACCCACUAUUGAGGACUUUCAUAGGAAAUUCUACAGCAUCAGGGGAAACAUUUACCAGCUGGACAUUUUAGACACAUCUGGAAAUCAUCCCUUCCCUGCAAUGAGGAGGCUUUCCAUUCUUACCGGUGAUGUGUUCAUCUUGGUAUUCAGCCUGGACAACAGAGACUCCUUCCAGGAGGUGCAGCGCCUAAAACGUCAGAUUUAUGAGACCAAGUCCUGCCUGCGAAACAAAACCAAGGAGAACGUGGAGGUCCCGCUGGUCAUCUGCGGCAACAAAUGUGACAGAGUCUUUUACCGUGAGGUGCAGGAGGAUGAGAUCGAGCAGUUGGUUGGUGAAGACGAGCACUGCGCUUACUUUGAAAUCUCAGCAAAGAAGAACACUAACGUGGACCAAAUGUUUCAGACCCUCUUUACCAUGGCCAAGCUGCCAAACGAAAUGAGCCCCGAUCUGCACUGCAAAGUUUCCGUGCAGUACUGCGAGGUUCUUCACAGAAAGUCCUUCAGAAACAAGAAGUGCAAAGAUGGAAAUGCAUACGGGAGUGUGGCGCCGUUUGCACGGAGACCAAGCGUGCACAGUGAUUUGAUGUACAUUAAGGAGAAAGCCAUAGGAGGCAGCCAGACCAAAGAAAAAGGCUGCAUCAUAUGUUGACAUUUUCUUUGUCUUUGUUAAAGAGACUUUUUGUAAGACUUUCCUGAGCUGAAGCUGAGCCGUUCUGCAGGGCAACAUAUGCCCAAAUACUCUAGACUUCAGCGCCAGAGACACAAUGAUUUAAACUGUGAUGAGACACAUGGGGAAAGCGGCUCAGCUCGUAGGCCCAUCACCAGUCUAGUGAAUGAUGCCGUAGAUGCUCGGAAAAUGCUGUAAUAUCUGCCUCUACAUUAGCUUUGUCGAGAAAAGCGAUGUUUACAUUUAUCUUGUUUUUCAAACUUGGUGGAACUUGAAUGUGUGUUGCAUUAUGAACAAAUCUGAAUGUGUAUUUAUUAUGUCUACGUCAACUUUUGGAUGAGAGGGUUAAAUUAAAAACAACUUCUUACUUU
Messenger RNA from Etheostoma spectabile (orangethroat darter), 1311 nucleotides. Its product is annotated as dexamethasone-induced Ras-related protein 1. Lineage: Eukaryota; Metazoa; Chordata; Actinopteri; Perciformes; Percidae. Gene Ontology annotation, biological process: signal transduction. Bases 128 to 922 code for a protein of 264 amino acids. Gene Ontology annotation, molecular function: GTPase activity; GTP binding; G-protein beta-subunit binding. The record is from RefSeq and is a predicted model, not a curated record. The transcript has 2 exons.